GCAGGAGCGGGAGCCUCCUCCUCACCAGGUGCCUCUCUCCUCUGACUCUGCACCCCGGAGAUGGCAGCACCCAAGGUCGCAGUGGUUGGCGCAGGAGUCAUCGGCCUGUCCACAGCACUGUGCAUCAUGGAGACUUGCCCCAGCUGCUCCGUGACCAUCCUUUCAGACCAGUUCAGCCCCAACACAACGAGCGAUGUUGCAGCCGGGAUGCUCAUCCCUCACACCUAUCCAGGCACACCGAUCCACGUGCAGAAGCAGUGGUUCAAAGAGACCUUCGCUUACCUUUUUGCCAUCAGCAACUCAGCCGAGGCAUCAGAGGCUGGCAUUCACCUGGUCUCUGGCUGGCAGGUCUUUAAAAACACUCCCGAGGAAGAGUUACCUUUCUGGUCAGACGUUGUCCUGGGAUUUCGACUGAUGUCUGAAGCAGAACUCCAAAAGUUUCCGCAGCACCGAUUUGGUCAGGCCUUUAUGACACUGAAAUGUGACUGUCCACCCUACCUGCUGUGGCUGGAGAAAAGGUUGAAAGCAACUGGUGUCCAGAUGUACACCAGAAAAGUUGCAGACUUGUGGGAGCUGCACAGCGAAUAUAACGUUGUCGUCAACUGCGCGGGCAUUGGAGCCCAACAGCUGGUGGGGGAUAAGAAGCUCUUCCCCGUCAGGGGACAAGUACUCAAGGUUCGUGCUCCUUGGCUGAAAAACUUCAUCCGGGAUGGAGAUGGUUUAACUUACAUCUACCCGGGGAUACACAGGGUAACCCUAGGGGGAACCAGGGAGAAGGAAAGCUGGAGUCUCUCCCCUGAUCCUGGCACUACCAAAGACAUCUUUGACAGAUGCUGCUCCCUUGAACCCUCACUGCGGGGAGCUCAGGAUAUCAAGGUGAAGGUGGGCCUGAGGCCAUCCAGGUGGUGCGUGAGACUGCAGAGAGAGGUGUUGAGCCAAGGAGGACUUAAGCUCCCGGUGGUCCACAAUUAUGGGCAUGGGGCAGGUGGCUUUUCGAUGCACAGGGGCACAGCCAAAGAGGCUGCUCGCCUGGUAGGAGAGUGCAUUGCUGCUUUGCAAGGCUCCUCAUCAAGGGCCAAGCUUUGA
Messenger RNA from Balearica regulorum gibbericeps (East African grey crowned-crane), 1086 nucleotides. It is a transcript of the gene DDO, whose product is annotated as D-aspartate oxidase. Gene Ontology annotation, biological process: D-amino acid catabolic process; L-aspartate catabolic process. Gene Ontology annotation, cellular component: cytoplasm. The record is from RefSeq and is a predicted model, not a curated record. Gene Ontology annotation, molecular function: FAD binding; D-aspartate oxidase activity. NCBI's taxonomy places the organism in Eukaryota, Metazoa, Chordata, Aves, Gruiformes, Gruidae.